UGGAAACUGCUUAGCGAAAUGGUAACAAGUAAAACACCGGAGUGGCCGCUCUCAGGUUUCUCUCUGCUAUAACCUAACCUAAUCUAACCUAAUCUAACCUAACUUAUAUUGUGAGCGUGCGGUUGAUCCAGAAUUCAAGGUAUCGUUAACCCGGGUGACAAAGAGAAAGAUACGCGUGGGUGAUUCGAACAUUCGAAGACGAAAAUUCAAAGGAGACAGAGUAGGGCGUUUAUUGCCCCGGGCUGCAUCACCCGUGACCACGUUAUGUGAUUGCGCGCGAGCAAUUUAAUAAUCAAGAUGCUGAAAACGCUGAGACUUGGUCAUAGGCUCUGCCGGGUGCGUCGCGGAGGUCCAAAGGACCUCGCGAUGCGAGCGCAGAGGAGGCUGUUCCUGUCGGAGGCAUAUCGCUGCGAGGAGGCGUGGAGUCGCAGGCUGGAAUCGCCGCUGCUGCGCAAGCUCGACUCCACGACGAUGUACGUCCAGCUGGAGCAGAAGUACGGGAGCGUCGGCAAGGUGAGCGCCGUCGACGUCGACAUCUUUGUCAACGGCGUCACCGACAGCGUGUACGUCGACGAGGUGAUCAGGACCCUUCACAAUCUCCGGAGGUCUGUCGAGACGACCAAUAUACUCGACUCGACGCACCACGCUGUGAUACGGUACCUCCUGCAGCACGACUACGUCGCGGAGUUGCACGAGGUGCUGAACGACAGGCUCAAUUACGGCAUCUUCCCCGAUUACUUCGACUACAACCUGCUCAUGGAUCACUUUGUAAAGAGGAAGGAUUACGCAUCGGCGGCAAAGGUGGCGAGCUUGGUUAUGUUGCAGGAGGACACGGAUCAUCCAAUCACCAAUGCACUGUGCUUGUACGCGUGUCAUAAGUAUCUGGAGAAUCCUGACGAUUGGAAGAAGCCCGAGGUUCCAGUGGACACCUCCACGGAGGAGGUGAAGGUGCGCGUGGAUUAUCUGAGAAAUCCGUACUUCGACGAUCAUUUCGAUCUCACCGAUCCGAGGGAUCUCGUCGGCAAGACCCUGAGCUUUCUGGGGAAGCAUCGAGCGGACGCUAUUGGGAGAACUUGCCAAUUGAGGGGCUUAAUAUUGUUUAAGAAAUACGACGACGUGUUAAACUUGAUAGAGAAAUGGCUAGGGACGAUUCAAGACGGGAUAGUUUAUGAACAAGUAUUUGAAUUAAUAUCCAAAGACAAUGGUGGACUUGGAGAUCAAGAUGCUGAAAGGUUCAAGCUUGUAGAGGCUAAAUUGACCAUGUUGAAGGAGAAGCAGAAUCUUAAAGAAAGUUUCGUCGAAGCGCUGGAGAACCUUAUUAGAGCAGCUGUGGAAAAGGAGGCCGAAAAAGACGUAUCUAAACAAUGUCAGACUUACCUCGAUUGGGAGCGUGAAAGAACCUCUGUAUUAGAAGCACAAAUGAAUGCGAUAGAGAGAGAAAGAAGAAUUAGUAACAUAGAAAAGAUAAAGAAGGAUUUGGAGCAGAGAGAACAGCUGUUGACGUUCUUCGAUAAGGAGGAAGAGAUCGAAUUGGAAAUAGAGAAGAUACAGGAAAAAGAACGUAGGGAGGAUGAACGUAUCCGUGCCAUGCCCAACAGCGCAAAGAAAUUAAGAAAUUUGAUUGCUACAGAGUUCUACAUACCACCGGAUGUUAAAAGUAGAAGAUAAAGCGUACUAUAAAAUAAAGAGGUAGAGUUACAUGCAUAUACAUACAGUACAGAGGAUCAGAACGAAAAGAAGUCAACGAAACUGUUAUCUCAUUGUACUUUGAUAUUAUGCGUGUGGUUUUCACAUAUGCUUAUGAAAAUAAUUUUCAAGGAAAGCAUGUAUAAAAUAUUAAACGUUGAGUCUACCAUUA
Messenger RNA from Vollenhovia emeryi, 1858 nucleotides. Its product is annotated as 28S ribosomal protein S27, mitochondrial. Gene Ontology annotation, cellular component: mitochondrion. The transcript has 2 exons. Bases 298 to 1668 code for a protein of 456 amino acids. Lineage: Eukaryota; Metazoa; Arthropoda; Insecta; Hymenoptera; Formicidae. The record is from RefSeq and is a predicted model, not a curated record.